UCCUCCUCCUCCUCCUCCCCGUGGCUGGGUGUCUUUCGGCUGUAGCUCAGCCUCUCACUGCCUCACCGAACAGGGAGUAAAUAUGGCUGCUAACCGGGUUAUCGUGUACGGAGGAAAAGGUGCUCUGGGCUCAAAGUGUGUUCAGCAUUUUAAAUCUAAAGGAUGGUGGGUGGCCAGCGUCGACAUUGCUGCUAAUGAGGAGGCAAAUGAAAACGUGCUUGUAAAGUUGACUGAAUCUUUCACCGAGCAGGCAGGACAGGUGACGGCAGAUGUGGCGCAGCUGCUGGGGGAAAACAAAGUGGAUGCCAUCCUGUGUGUGGCAGGCGGCUGGGCUGGAGGGAACUGCAGUUCCAAAGAUUUUUUCAAGAACUCUGAUUUGAUGUGGAAGCAAAGCGUGUGGACGUCCACCAUCUCCAGCCACCUCGCUGCUCGCCAUCUGAAAUCUGGGGGGCUGCUUACUUUGGCAGGAGCCAAAGCAGCUCAGUCAGGCACUGGAGGUAUGGUGGGUUAUGGUAUGGCCAAAGCAGCCAUCCACCAACUGUGUCAGAGUCUGGCAUCAAAGAACAGCGGCAUGCCGGCAGGAGCGGCAGCGGUCGCUAUACUACCCGUUACCUUGGAUACACCGAUGAACAGGAAGUUCAUGCCUGAUGCAGACUACAGCUCAUGGACGCCCCUGGAAUACGUAGCAGAAAUGUUCUUUGGCUGGGCCACAGGGGAGAACCGACCCACUUCAGGGAGCUUGAUGCAGCUUCUGACCUCUGGAGGAGAAACUCAGGCUGUGGCGGCUCAGUAGAGGAAAGGACAGCACAGUGGAGUGAUGGUGGUUAGGGUUGGUAGUGCGAGGAGUGUGGAAAUGAGGAUGGGCUGAUGCUGAAACGAGAAGAAGGAACACAAACACUGCAGACGAAGGAGCAAGAGAUGGGAACAAAGGCAUAAGAAGGAAGAGGAGAAAAAGUGAUAAACUAAAGGAAAAUGAAGGGAGGGAGGAAGACUUUCUUUGCAAAGUAAUGUCACAUCGCCAUCUACUGGUAGAACCUUAGACUUGUUCCUCUGUAACAGGCAAUCUAACUGUAUUAAAUCUGAAGUAAUGGAAAUGCGCUGUUGACCAAUGAACCAUCAAGACUUAAUCAGAGUGUUCAAUUUCAUUUAGGAAAGCAGUGAUGUGAAAUUGUCCCAAAUUAGAAACCUUGCAGCAUACGCAGUCAUGUACUAGAGGCUAAUUUGGAGAGGCUGGAGUGAAAUGAGGAUAUUUGGGAAGUAUUACUGUCUUCAUUUUAACUUUAAAUGAUGUCAUCAAAGCUGCUGAAAAUUCAGGAUAAUUUCGCUAUGAAUGUGUUCCUAUUGUGUGUUGGCAGAUUUAUGCCUUCUGUACCUGUGGUUUCAGUGUCGCGUAAUGUUUGAGGACCUUUUAGUCUGUAUUGUUCAGUCUACCAUUGCAGAAACACAAUCAAACACCAUCUCCUUCUGAACUAUCAAUACCAAUAAAUGUGGAGUGGCCUUAUUUUCUUGGUAGCUUUUAAGACAAAAAGUGUAUCUGAAGUGAUUGGUGUAAAAAGGUGUUCUGAUCCCGUUGUGAGUGUUGUGUGGUAAAUGAAAAUUCACAAUAAAGGAGUUAAAAA
This is a messenger RNA of Cyprinodon variegatus (sheepshead minnow), 1619 nucleotides long. It is a transcript of the gene qdpr, whose product is annotated as quinoid dihydropteridine reductase. Gene Ontology annotation, cellular component: cytoplasm. The coding region runs from base 83 to 793 and encodes 236 amino acids. The record is from RefSeq and is a predicted model, not a curated record. Lineage: Eukaryota; Metazoa; Chordata; Actinopteri; Cyprinodontiformes; Cyprinodontidae. Gene Ontology annotation, molecular function: NADPH binding; 6,7-dihydropteridine reductase activity; NADH binding. The transcript has 7 exons. Gene Ontology annotation, biological process: tetrahydrobiopterin biosynthetic process; L-phenylalanine catabolic process.